GAUGACCCCGGUGUUGAAUCCCUCAACCGACCAGGAGAAAUCCUACAACAAUGCCCAUGUGAAGACGAGGGUAAAAAUAGAAAUGUUGAAUGGCCAGCUCAAGAAUAAAUUCCGGUGUCUCAUCGGCCACGGCUUAGCCAUGAAGCCAAAGAGAGCAUGCGACGUGAUCAACGCGUGUUGCAUUCUGUUCAACAUUUCUAAGAAGCUGCGAGAACCUGAUGUGGAGGACGACAUCCAAGUCAUUGAUGAGGCUGAUGAUGCCUUUCACGGUGCAGAAUAUAACAUUGGGGGUCAAGCUGCUCGAUCACAUAUAAUAAACAACUUUUUUGUUUAAUUCAUUUUGACCAUUACAUAUAUACUUUUUUUCUCACUCACUCUAGCUCUAUCUCAGAUUUUCAGGGUUUCUCUAUAUAUCCGUGCAUUUAUUUUCAUUCUAUCUCUCUCGCAUCUUUACUUUGUCAGUCCUCUCUCGACUAGCUCAAGUAUACAGUUUCUGUUUAUUUACACUAUUUACAAUACCGUAAAUAUAGAGGCCAUGAGUUUUUCUCUUAAAAUAAUAUGCAGUUUUCAAGAUAAUUAUUUCAAUAUGCAUAUGACCACCUCUGUAUUUGAAAUCUACCAACACCAUGCUAAUUAAUGUGUUAAUGGCAUCGUAACUGUGCUCCUGACAUUGCAAAUGAUUUGCUUCAUUGCUAAAGCAUGUUUUAUCGAAAAGCAUGUUUCAUUCAACCUUUGUUGGCUGAAUUGUAAAUAAAUUGUAA
Molecule: messenger RNA, 761 nt
Organism: Strongylocentrotus purpuratus (purple sea urchin)
Lineage: Eukaryota; Metazoa; Echinodermata; Echinoidea; Camarodonta; Strongylocentrotidae
Product: putative nuclease HARBI1
Exons: 2
Coding region: 2-334 (110 amino acids)
Source: RefSeq, a predicted model, not a curated record